AUGAAGUAUUUUGAAAAAGAUGCCCACGAUAGUAGACCAUACUACGAAAAUAGGAAACAUGGAUUGAUAAGAAGCGAGUAUAAAAAACCAUAUAAAAAAAUAAUAUGGCCAAUUAAUGCUGGGUUAUAUGAUAUUGAUGAUAAAAAUAUAAAAAGAGAAUUAUGUGUUACAGUAACAAAUAUCCCAGUUUAUUGGACAAAAGAUGAUAUUUUAUGGUUUUUUCGAGAAUAUUUUUAUAAACUAGCUAUUGAUAAAAAUAUACAAUUCCCAUUAAUAGAACAUGCAUAUUUAAUAAAAAAUGAAUCGUUGGCAAUUUUGGCUUGCCAUGACGGAUCAUCAAAAGAAACAAUUGAAAGUUUGUCUAUUUGUAAGUUAAAAAGUGACAAAAAUAAAAAAAAAAUAGUUUUAUCCAUUAAACCAUAUUACAAAAAAAAUGAUAUGGAAGAUAAUGAAAGGGGACACAAAUAUGACACUGAUGGUAAUUCAGACAAAGGAAAACGAAGUGAUGAAGAAAAUAAACAUAACAGUAAAAUGAUGACCCGUUCUUUAACUCCACCAAAAAAUAACGGAAUGGAAUGGCCAAAUGAUCAAGAUUUAAGAAGUUGCAAAGAUAUGGAAGUAAGAAAAAGACUUUGCGUUUUUGGAAGAUAUAAACCGUUGGAUUGGGGUGUAAAGGAGUUAUCAGAAUUUUUAACUAAUUAUUUUGAUGUCUUAAAAAAAGAGCAUUCGAAUUUUGAAAUUCCAAAAAUAUCAGAUAUAUGGGCAAAUAAAGGGACUCAUUUAGUUACUUUGGCAUGCCGAGAUGAAAAAUCUAGAUACAAUAUAUUAUUAAUUAGAGCAUGCUAUUUAAAUGAAGAAGAUGCAAAAAACAAUUUAAAAUCAUCUUUAAGAGUUUGGUUACAAUUUGAAAAAUGGACUUCAUUUGGAAAUCCAAUUAAUAACAAAUAUAAACCAAAUAAUAAUAUUAUAAAAAAUUAUUAUAAUAAAUAUUCUUAUAUUAAUGAACGUAUGAUUGAUAAGAAUAGUUAUAAAAGAAAACCUUUUAGAAAACCAACAUAUGAUGAGUUUCCACGAAACAAAGGUAGUUCAUUUAGGAAUGAUAAUAAUAUAUCUAAUAACAACAAUUAUUAUUAUAGAGAGGAUAAAGGUCGAAAGAAUUAUGAUAAUGCGCAUGGCUCUUUUUCAAAUAAUGGACAUUCUGGGCAUUUUAAUAAAUAUAAAAAAAGAACUUCCCGUUCUCGAUCUCCGCCAAAUUAUUAUAAUAACAAAAGAUUCGAAAGAUCACAAUCUGUGGAAUCAAGAAAGAGACCAUUUAAUAAUCAUUGGAAUAAAAAUAGCAAACCAUACAAUCACUAUAUGGGGGAUAAGUUCAAUAGAAAACCGUCUUAUUACGAAAAAUGA
Molecule: messenger RNA, 1401 nt
Organism: Plasmodium vinckei vinckei
Lineage: Eukaryota; Apicomplexa; Aconoidasida; Haemosporida; Plasmodiidae
Product: conserved Plasmodium protein, unknown function
Exons: 2
Coding region: 1-1401 (466 amino acids)
Source: RefSeq, a predicted model, not a curated record